This is a messenger RNA of Cylicocyclus nassatus, 323 nucleotides long. Lineage: Eukaryota; Metazoa; Nematoda; Chromadorea; Rhabditida; Strongylidae. The record is from the annotation of a GenBank genome assembly.
GUCGACUAUUUCCGCAUAUGUAUGCAACUUUGUUCAUUUGCUUGCUCAUUUCUGCACUCACACAGAAGAUCCAAGCGAGGUGCUGCGUCAUAAUUGGAGGGUCAGGGGGUUCUUCCGGCUCAUCGGGUGGCUCUGGUGGUGGUCUAUUUGGUGGUCUUUUCGGUGGUGGAGGAUCAAACCCCCUCAUGCAGUUGUUCACGCUUGGUGGAUUGUUGCCACGUCUCUUCGGAUAAGGCAAAAAGUGUAGUUUGUCAGCAACCAUUGUGCAGUUAUUAGAACAUGUAUAUCAAACACCUCCUUAUUGUUUUUAUUCUCUUGCGGCA